UUUUUCCAGCUUUGUAAAAUACAACUUGAUCUGCAUUGCGAAUAUCUGCUUUCACACACCCAUCUGAAAUUCUGCUGUUCUUCUGCUUGGUGAGAAGGCUGGGAAACUUUGAAAGCUUGCAUGUGGCACCGUCAGUCUAUGUCAGCUUUUGGACCUGAUAUUGGUGGUAGGAUCAUGCGGCAGGGACGAAGCUACAUCGGGGUCCUCGCUCCAGUUUUUCUCCUGGCCACUUCCCUUUUGCUCACUCACACAGCAUCUUACAAACCCGUCAUUGUCGUCCAUGGCUUGUUCGACAGCCCUUCGGAUUUUCGGCUUUUGCUCCAGUUCAUCAAUGAGACACAUCCGGGAACCAACGUAACGGUUGUCGAUUUGUUUGACCGCACUGAGAGCCUGAAACCUCUCUGGAUACAAGUGGAGGGCUUCAGGCAAGCUAUUUACCCUAUAAUGCAGAAUGCUGCUGACGGCGUCCACCUCAUCUGCUAUUCACAAGGCGGACUCAUCUGUCGUGCCCUCCUCUCCACGAUGCCUGAUCACAAUGUGGACACGUUCAUCUCUCUCUCGUCCCCACAAAUGGGACAAUACGGAGACACCAAGUACUUGAAAUGGCUUUUUCCUCAGCACAUGAAGUCCAAUUUGUACCGUGUGUGCUAUACACACGUGGGCCAGGAUUUCUCCAUCUGUAACUACUGGAACGAUCCUCAUCAUCGGGAUCUUUACCUCAACAACAGCAACUUCUUGGCUUUGCUGAAUGAUGAGAGACUCCACCCCAACGCAACUGCUUGGAAGGAGAAUCUCCUGCGGAUCCGCAAGCUAGUUCUCAUUGGGGGUCCAGAUGAUGGGGUGAUCACGCCGUGGGAAUCCAGUCUUUUCGCCUUCUAUGAUGAUAAUGAAACAGUGCAAGAAAUGAGGUAUCAGCCAGUCUACCUACUGGACACCUUUGGUUUGAAGACCCUGGAUGCUCGUGGCGACAUUGCUUUGUACGUGGUGCCUGGCAUUUCGCACACAGACUGGCACUCCAACCGCACGGUGUACGAGGCCUGCAUUGCCAAAUGGCUGACGUAGCUAAGGACGACAGCGGACAAGAGGCGAGCGAGUCUUCAACUGAGAUGUGCUCCUUUCCUUCGUCUUGGCAUUUCUCCUCCCUCCGGGCAGAAACUCAGUUACGUGUAGCUUUUUCUAGAAUGACUGAUGUUUUCUUUCCUAGUGGAAGAAACUUUUUUUUCUGCAGGAAUUUUUGGUAGAUGCCAGCAGCUGGGAUUUUUGAGGGGUGGGAUUGGGAAUUUUCAGGUGUGGAUGGAUGCAAAGUGGAGGAAUGGGGCCUUUUGUCGGGUCCAGAGCUAUAAACGAGAAGAGCAAUACGGUAUCAGAUAAUUGAGGUGAGCUGCAGGAUGAGGUAGAUGAAAAGUCUGGCAAAAGCAAUCAGGUAUCAUAUAUUUCCCUGUUCCAAACCCUGGGCAGAAAGUGAUGUCUGCAAACUGACAACUUCUUGAAUUACUUUGCCCCAAAUUUGGAAAGCGUCUUUUAAAUGAGAGGUGGGUUACAAGUUGUAUGUUCAAACACCAGUGGCAACUGGCACAACCCAACCUUGUUUUGAAGAGGAAGAUCUCUGAAAUGCUAGCAAAAAUUACUCUGGAGAAAGCUUUCAUUCAGCCCUCUUUUUGUUUUGCUUAGUUUGUAGAGUUAAGUCUGUUGUUCUGUUAUUAUUUGAAUCCUUGUCUGGACAUUUCACCAGGAAACAUGAGCCGGCUUGUAUCUUUUUUACCUCAAACUCCGGUUCUGUAGCAUUUUCAAAACCAGGGGGAAAACUGUUACCACAAAACUAUUAUGGGAGUUGUAGUUUUAUGAGUGCUGGUGCCUCGCCAAACUUACAACUCCCAUUAUUCUAUAGCAUUUGCCCAUAGAAGUUAAAGUGGUGUCAAAUUCCAUUGAAUCUACAAUGUUGAUGCACCCAUGGUUCAGCAUCCCAGGUGAUUGUAACUUUUAAGGUCUCUUUCCAUAACGUAAUUGAAAGGAACCUCAAACUUUGUUAAUGGCUGAGUUACUGAAUUGAUACUAAAGGCAAUAUGUAUAUCGGAAGCACAUUUUUAGAAUCUCAGGCUGGCAGCAGAAAACCAGGUUAGACAUAGGAAAUUCAUAACCUGCUCUGACUUCCAUUUUUUCUAGAAUAAUGUGUACUUUAAAAGCCUCAUACUAGCAGAUAUGGGGUGAUUACAUUGUAGUAGCACUCUACUAAGGUACUCAUACUAUCUCUUGGAGGGAAAACCUCCAAGUCUCACUGUUACAGUAUUAAUUCCUUAAUUUUUACAAAGGUACAACAGGAAUAGGACUCAGGUUUACCUUUAGCCUCUCCAUUGGGGGUAUGGAAGUAGAAAUCAAGGAUGCACUGCAAGCUGAGUUUGGUGAGACUUCUUAAAAUGAAUGAGAUGUUCCCUAGCAGCUCUCCCCAAUCCAGUAUCCUCCAAGAUCAGUGUUUCUCAACCUUCCUAAUGCCUCAA
Anolis sagrei ordinatus is the source of this 2495-nucleotide messenger RNA. It is a transcript of the gene PPT2, whose product is annotated as palmitoyl-protein thioesterase 2. The record is from RefSeq and is a predicted model, not a curated record. NCBI's taxonomy places the organism in Eukaryota, Metazoa, Chordata, Lepidosauria, Squamata, Anolidae. Gene Ontology annotation, molecular function: thiolester hydrolase activity. Gene Ontology annotation, cellular component: lysosome.